Molecule: messenger RNA, 5286 nt
Organism: Lethenteron reissneri (Far Eastern brook lamprey)
Lineage: Eukaryota; Metazoa; Chordata; Hyperoartia; Petromyzontiformes; Petromyzontidae
Product: sodium channel subunit beta-1-like
Biological process (GO): regulation of sodium ion transmembrane transporter activity; sodium ion transport; regulation of heart rate by cardiac conduction
Cellular component (GO): voltage-gated sodium channel complex
Molecular function (GO): transmembrane transporter binding; sodium channel inhibitor activity
Source: RefSeq, a predicted model, not a curated record
UUGUGGGGAGGCAGAGCGAGAGGAGAAUAGGAAUAAUAUUUACGGCAUUUUGGGAAUAAGAAAAAAAAUCAAUAUUCAUCGGAUAUUCGUUGCGUCGGAAUAUUUUAUUGCGGCAGCGUUGGGCAGCAGAAACCGCAGGUGGAGCCACACCCCCCAUCGAGCUCAUCAUCAUAUCCAGCAGCAUCAGCUGCAGCUGCCACCCCACCUUCUACACCCAUCAUCAUCAUCUCGCUCUCUCUCGCCGCACGUCACCUUUAAAGGGGAUACAGUACCCGGCACCCACAGCACACACAAUCCCACAGCACACAGCACACACACAGACAAGCACACACACACACACAUCUGACACGCACUACACGCAGACGCGCGUCUAUUUUUAAUGCCCCCCGCGUGAUUUAAUAUCAGGACCCAACCAGACACUCACGAAUACGCGUGCUUGUGAAAAGGAGAAGGCAGGAGGACACCGAUAAAGACACAUGACACAGGAUAUUGGGGCAAAGUGCUGCUCGACUUGAACACACACACACAUACACCUAUCGAAGGUGUUAGAAGCGAGGCGCAUGAACAGAGCUGCUGCGCUCUUGCGGGAUUCCUAUUCAUCCUCCUGCUGCUGCUGCUGCUCCUUCUCGCCAGCGCCAUGGCCGCUUGCUGCAGCGGAGGAGGAGGAGUGAUUGUUGCUCUCGCCUUGUGCCUUGUAGCCGCAAGCCCAGCGGAGGCCGUGUGCGUGGAGGUGGAUUCCGUCGACAGGGUGGUGGUGAACGACACGAUCAAGCUGACGUGCAUCUCGUGUCGCAAGCGGCAGGAGCAGGACGCCUUUGUGGAUGUCACGUGGACGUUCCAGCCCAAGGGGGAGAACAUGACAGCCGUCGACAUCCUGGUGAUGAAACGGAAUGGUGAGAACAUUAAGGUCGUGAACCCGCAGUUUGAAAUAGGGCGUAUACGGCUCGCUUCCAGCAAGGACUACCAGGAGGUGUCCCUCGAGAUCAACGACACGAGACUCGAUGACAUGGGGACCUACCGUUGCCAUAUCUACCGCAUCCUCGUGAUGCCCAACGUCCCUUACCCCCCUGAGUUCCAUCUGACGAAGACCAUCCAUCUCACCGUGCUCCCCGAACCCUUCAUGGACGUGACGGCAAAGGUGUCGGAGGUGAUGAUGUACUUCAUGAUCGUGGCUAGCACCGUGCUGCUCAUCUUCACGCUCAUCACGUGCUACAAGCAAGUGAAGCAGGCUGACAUCGACAAGCGUAACAAAGUCACGGACCUCUUGGUCAUCGCCCCGGUGAACAAGGAGAACUGCGCUGCGGAGCAGGCAGAGGAAGAGCUCAAGAGCAGUUCCUGAGCCGCUCGUGCAGCCGCCAGGAGCUGGGACGCCACGAGCGCUGCUCUCUCACGGCACGGCACGGCGGGGUGGGCUCCGCCGGCAUCGCCAUUCAUCGGCUUUCCAAUGUUUUUCUUUUUCAUUUUUUUCCUUCUUCCCUCCCCACACUCACACCCUCACGUAUGAGAUGGAACGCGUCCGAAAGGAUGUCCACCGAGGUAGAUGGAGCGAUGAGAUCACCUCGUGUGCAGGCGCUGGGUGAUUUACUGUAUCGCAUGAUCGUGAGAGAUGACGACGACCAGGCCUUAAUCCAGCAGUGGAUUAAAAAUGGUUGAUGAUAAUGAAGCACUAUAUAUUCUAUACAAAAAUAUUACUUGGAAUUUAUUAGAAAGUGUAUUCAGAUGCCCUUGAAAGAAACGUAUCCUAAUGACCUGGAUCAAAAGGUAUUUCCGUUAAAUAUUAACGCAUUUAGGACAUGGUGAAUAGGAAGCAUAAAUUGUCUCCAUCUGACAAAUUCCAUACAAUCGCAGGCAGCGCAUAUCAGGUUGCUGUGAAACGGUGCGUAAAAUUGCAGAAACAUGUCACAUAUUUGAUCCAAUCACAUACAUCUUUAAUCAGAAAGCACCUGUGGGGAAAAAGUCAUGAUUCAAAGUACACCAACACUAGUAAACCCUUCAUAAGAGACAAUUCUGUAUUGAAACGAUAGAAACUUACUCAACUUACAGAUAUAAAAACAAAGGUGAUUUUGAUUUAAAUCAAUAAAAUGUUGAUUUCAUCUGCUUAUUACCGGAAACCCGGUAAAUGUUAUCACUUUUAGUCAUUUUAGUUAAUUUUUUGUAUCCUCACAUCAUUUGAUCUUUCAUUGACUUCGUAAACGGGAUGGAAUUGCUUUGCCUCCCCAAACUUAUGUUUAUCUUUCAAAUAUCAUACACGUGCAGUCAGCGACUUCCGACACACGUCUAGUAGAAGGCUUCUUAUUUAUUAAGAGCACACAGGGCGAUACACUUCGUAACACGGCUACACAUAGGGGAUCCUAACACGCAGCUCAUCUCUGUCCUGCGCUACGCUGGCUGGUUGACGAGCCUAGCGGCGGCGACGGAGCUGCUCUUGCAGAAGAACAGCCACGUGGUCGAAGACGAAGAGAUGACGAUGGCAACGACGCAACCAGGAUCCAGACCCCACACUAACAGCCCGAACCAGAGGUUCGAUGCGCCUUAGAUCUGCCUGCCGUGGCCAAGAUCCACCUCUGGCCACGCCCCCUUUCUAGAACCUUCGGGAUGGUUCCCGGAGCUUCUCGACUGACUCCGCCCUUGACCUUUAACCCAGAUACACCCCUUCAUAAUCAGGCAUUAUGUAAUGCAGUUAUAACCGUAAUUACCCUUACAGGCCGGCAGGUGUCACCCUGUCAUUGCACACGUUUCAAUUACAUUAACAUCAGAAACAUUUAACUUGUACUAGGCGUGCUAUGCACACUACACAGAGGUAUGGUAUAUAAGCGGUGCUCUAUGUGUGGCUACGAACACACGCAGAGCACUGGCCAGUCAAUGAUAUAUGUAUGGCUUAACAACAAGACUAUAUUUAUUCAGAGCCUUUGUGACAGCCCAGAAAGUGAUAAGCAAUGAGCCAAAAUAUCUACGCACUCAUUGAGAUAUCAAAAGCAAUCUGAUCUGUGACUCCGGUUGCAAACCAUACAUUCGGUUUCAUAUGUGCAUUGAACUUAUUUCAUGAACACUCUGGGCAGUUGGAGGUAGCCGGGUGCAUCUGGGGAGUCGGAGACACUGAAUGCCGGCAUUGCUAAGAACCUUGGUUCAAUACGAAUCCAGCUUUCGACUGCCCGGGCCACAAUGAUUGCAAAAAAAAAACAUUGCAUCGUGUCGAAAUGGGAUUUUCACUUGAUUUGACCAACAUUCUGGUAUGCAAUCACAUUGAAUGCCACUGCCACAAUAGCUCACCAUCUCGUGACUUGAUACUGAUAGUACAGUUGGAAUACAAUUGGGAAAGAGGAAAACGCACGAGGUUGUGCAGCUUAAGAGAUGAUCGUGUUCAGGGGUUUCGGUCCCAUGAGUCUGCUCUUGAAAUUCGAAGAUGGCAAAGUCCCACUUGCCCAUUUCAAUCAAGUCCUACUGGCUCGUGAUCUCUGAGUGGCGGGUGAGCGGGGGGGGACUUAAGGGGUCGAUUUGUUGGUGGCUAUGCACACCUGUGACUCGGCGAGGGGCUGGUGGAUCACGUAGAGAUUUGCGAGACUCGCCGGGCCGAUGACGUGGUGGCCACGAGAUAGUAUAGCAACCCAUCUGUGCGGACGUUUGAAUGUUACCCCCUGCCCCCUACCCGUAUGAGUGGGUUUUAGUAAUUAAGAUUCCUCCGAUGUGCAAAACAGGUCGUGGCCAAACGUCCCAAUGCAGGAUCUUCGAUUAAAAAAAAAAGUAUUGAGACUCGGCAAAGGUUUCCUGGAUUUAUAACUGGCAUUACAUUUGUGAGCACAGGAGUGGAUUGCAUGGAUCAGAUUCACUGGGGGUUUAAACGAUACGGCUGGAUGGUCUUAACUCGUACAACAAACGCUGACACUAUGAAGUUUCGUGUUCUGUUCUACGGCAUGUGACGUUUUUUUUACACAAAAUACUUUUGCAUAUUCCGUAGCUUUUAUUUUUAGGGUUGGAUAAAGCUAUGCAUUGCUUGUAGUGUGCUGUACACUCGUGCGUUAAACACAGUGUGGCUGGGAUUUUAAAUAAUUAUUAUCAGGGUUCAAUUUCUCAUGGGAUAUUUUCUGAGGCCCCAUGCAACACCCAAUUCAUGUGACCCCGCUCCACCCCACCCCACCUCCCAUCCCUGACAGCGGACAGGGGGAGGCAAGGACAUUUUACAGAGCUCGGGCCCAGACAGCUCCAGUUGAAAUUAAGCCCUAAUUCUUGUUCGUUAAUAAAGCGUUUUAAUAUUUGUAGCUAAUCUCGGAGCGAAUGUCUGUGCUGCUCCUGCACACAGUCCAUUGACAACGCACCAAUCGCAAAGCAGAGACACCGACAGGGCUGUUUAAAACACCAAGUGUUAUCGUGUUAAUGCUUUGCAUAUAUAUACAUAUCUCGUUGGUGUUUAAGGGCACGUUAUACUACUGCUUUGGUUCUCCCGCGUUGUGCUGCAUGGCUCUCCGAUGGCUUUUCAGGUUGUUCCGCCUUGUUGUUGCUGCUGCUGCUGUUGCUUCCAGCACGUGAAGUGAAAUAUCAGACAUCCUGCCGAUCGACACAGAAUACAACCCGAAACACACAUCGGAGAGCGAAGCGCACUGAGUGCGAGUAGAUGGCAUCGGAGGCUGACCUUGUAUAAUCCUUCCGAAGCUCAAGUUGUACUUAAUCCCACGGAAUGACGGAGUGAGUUUUGAAUGUCAUGUUUCAUGCAUGCAGCAGCACAUAUACGCAUGUGUUGUACUGAGCAUGACGUUUUUAUUUGAUGCAGUGUCAUUAGAGCAGUAUUCGCACAAAAUACGUUUCCAAAGAAAAACGGCUGCGACGUUUUCUGACCGCAUGCAGGGAGAGCUUAAAUAUGAGUAUCGAUCUGAGUAUGAAGUGAGUGCAGUGCUAACCAGCGCGUACAUUUCUGAAGUAUUUUCCAGGUCGCCGGUAGUUUGGAGUACGUGGCACGUGCCUAGCAGAUACAACCCAUAGCGAGAGGGAUACUGGAUGUGGUGCGCCGGGCGUGGAAAUAUUCUCCCGGCUGAAAUGAAGCCCUGGCGCUAACGGACACAAUUCGACGUUUCGUGCGGGAUGACUGCGCCCUGACUCGAGUCCUUGUGGGAAACCGGCUUGCCUGCAUGCGUGUUGCAUCGGUACUUUUCAUUUGCUCGUUUGAUUUAUUUACGUUCUGCCAACAAGCCUUCAAACGUACACGUCAUUUUAAAGGACCGCGUUCUCUUGGCAACCGUUUCACCGUUUCCAAUGUCAUGACGUUUUACAAAUGCCGAUUAAAGAUGCUGUUGA